Messenger RNA from Eleginops maclovinus (Patagonian blennie), 3249 nucleotides. RefSeq names its product lymphoid enhancer-binding factor 1 (gene lef1). Gene Ontology annotation, molecular function: RNA polymerase II cis-regulatory region sequence-specific DNA binding; DNA-binding transcription factor activity, RNA polymerase II-specific. Gene Ontology annotation, cellular component: beta-catenin-TCF complex; chromatin. Lineage: Eukaryota; Metazoa; Chordata; Actinopteri; Perciformes; Eleginopidae. The record is from RefSeq and is a predicted model, not a curated record. The coding region runs from base 731 to 1813 and encodes 360 amino acids. The transcript has 11 exons. Gene Ontology annotation, biological process: canonical Wnt signaling pathway; regulation of transcription by RNA polymerase II.
ACACUGCUUACAUUACACUGUGGAAGCAGUGCGGAGCAGUGGGAAGUCGGUCCACGGCGUUAUUCCUUCUCUAGCUUCUUUUCUGAUUGUUUUAUGACUUUUCCUUUUAUCCCUCCUGCGUUGAGGAUGUAUUUUGAAUCCGCGUGCAGCGUUGCUCGUUGUCUUAUCUGAGUGUCACAAUCCUUCCAGUUGCACAUCCAUCCUUUACCUUUUCACCUCCAGACUGUGUAUUGGUUUGGUUAGCACACUUUUUUCUCACAUUUUCCCAAGGACGACACAGCUUCUGCUCUGGACCACCGAGGAAAUAUUUCUCACUUUUAUAAAUGCACUUUUUUUUUACUGGACCAUAUCCGUCGGUUUGGUGUGUGUUGGUUGAAAAACUAGUGAUGAGAUUUUAACUCGUGGUUUGUCUUCCUUUUUUAUUUUUUCCUCAUGACAUUGAGGCUUGCCCCGGACUCUGAUCCCGAGCCUUUAAAACUCCAGUUUUUAGGGUGUGAGUUUAUGUGUUUUUUAGUUUAAACACAAACACACACUCCUGUUGCUCCAGUAAAAACAUACCGGCAGCGUGUUUGCACGCCGCUUCCUCUCCGACUGACUCACCGGUCUUCGCUCCGGUUAAAGACGGGGACUCGGUUUCGGGGGAUUUUAGUGGGAGUUUUCCCCUCCGUAGUUUCGGACAGUGCUGUGCUUUCAGUUUUGCUGGUGAAACAGAGUUAACAACAAAUACAAAAUGCCACAGUUAUCAGGCGGCGGAGGAGACCCGGAGCUGUGCGCCACGGACGAGAUGAUCCCGUUCAAAGACGAAGGAGACCCGCACAAGGAGCAGAUCUUCGCCGAGCUCAGCCACUCGGAGGAGGAGGGAGACCUGGCCGACAUCAAGUCAUCUCUGGUCAACGAGUCAGAGAGCAGCCCCAACAGCAACAGCCACGAUGGAACUAGACAUUCCCAAAUACCGCAAGAUUCAUAUCAUGAAAAACACAGAGACCAUUCGGAAGAUGGAAAACUCCAAGACCUGUACAGUAAGGGCCAUCACUACCAGGGCUACCCGGGCUACAUCAUGAUGAGCAACAUGAACGACAACUACAUGACAAAUGGCUCCAUCUCGCCGCCCAUGCCCAGAACGUCCAACAAAGUCCCCGUGGUGCAGCCGUCCCAUGCAGUCCACCCACUCACCCCGCUGAUCACGUACAGCGACGAGCACUUCGCACCAGGAUCCCAUUCUGGUCCUCACCCCCAGGAUAUCAACAAACAAGGAAUGCAGAGGCAUCACCAAGAGAUGACCAACUUCUACUCCCUGUCUCCUGGAGGAGUCGGGCAGAUCACGCCACCACUGGGAUGGUUCUCACACCACAUGGUUCCUGGCCCCCAAGGUCCCCACGCCACAGGGAUCCCCCACCCGGCCAUCGUCAACCAUCAGGUCAAACACGAGCCUCCGCAUGAAACAGACAUCAUGCACAUGAAACCCCAGCACGAACAGAGAAAGGAGCAGGAGCCCAAAAGACCGCACAUCAAGAAGCCGCUAAACGCCUUCAUGCUUUACAUGAAAGAAAUGCGUGCGAACGUGGUCGCAGAGUGCACGCUGAAGGAGAGCGCGGCCAUCAAUCAGAUCCUGGGCCGAAGGUGGCAUGCUUUAUCUCGGGAAGAGCAAGCUAAGUAUUAUGAGUUAGCGCGCAAGGAACGGCAGCUCCACAUGCAGCUCUACCCAGGCUGGUCCGCUCGAGACAACUAUGGAAAGAAGAAGAAGCGGAAGAGGGAAAAGAUGCAGGAAUCAGCCCCAGGUACAGGCCAGAGAAUGAAAACGGCGUACAUCUGAGAAUAUGGAGGGAAACGGAACAAUUUCUCCACAUGCAAAGCGAAGGCAGCAGCUACGGGCCCUCUGCUAGAGAUGGAGGCCUGUUAGAUUUCCAUGAAGACCCUUAAAUAUCAAAACUGAAGCCUCCAGUUCUCAGAGGACCCCAACCCUUCCCUCCUAAACCCCAUCCUUACCCAACCCCACCACCCCCUUUUUCUUCAACACAGUCACAUGUCGCCACCGAACACCCUUCACUCCCGUCCUGAAGGCGCCUGCUGUAGAAUCACUGAACUGAACAAGACAAUCAUAGGAGCACCAAACACAAUCUCUCACCGUAAAAAAAAAACACAUCGAUUUGACGUCUGUGUCUCCUCUCACAAUCCCAAGGCACUGCACUGCAACUUCUUCAUGGCACCGCCCUCACACCUGCUCCUGAGUUACUGUAAGUUAUUUGUCACCUCGGUUCCUUUGUAUAGUUCAUUAGGCCGACAUUCACUCCCUCAACACCUCCCCCACCCCCUUUCUCUCUAUAUCCCCUCCCUCCCUGGAUUUUUGAGACCAUUGUGGGUUUCGCCCGACCGACCAAACACCUCUUUUUAGACUGCACUAAGGAAGCCGGAGGAGUCUCAUCUUGUCUACGAAACGUCCUCACGACGCCAUUAUGAGUUUGUCGCUGACCAGUUGGUGCAAAAAAGGAUCAACGUUCUGAUUUGCUUUUUAGACUGAAUUUGAUUUUGAAUGCUUUUUUGUAUCUUGAAUCCUUGUUUGAAUUUCUCGGUGUAUAUUUUAGUGAUUUUUUUUAAUAUUGUUUUUUUUUUAUAUAUAUAGUGGUAUAUAUGAAAAUAAGCUUUGGACACAGGAAAGCCAUUUUUCUUGUUGAAGCAUCUUGCAGAAAAUUGAAACUUAAGGCUUCUUUUGAUAACUAUUUGUAACAAAUAGUGACCUCGAGUCUUGCUCAGAUGUAAAAUAAUGCUCAGUAUGUGUACUUUUUAAAAACUGUCAGGAUAUGUCAAUUUUCUUGGUAUUUUUGCAGGCAACAUUAGGACAAAGGCGAGAGUUAUGGCUCAGAGGCCUAUAUUUUAUUGUUCUAAAACAUGAUAAAUGAAGCAGAUAUAUAUAUUUACCCCAGCACUUGGCAGUCUUUCUUUUAUUGCAAUGGACCUUUGUCUUUUCUCUCUGGUAGCUAAUAGUGUGGUCUUUAGCCAUGUCGUUUAUUCCAUGCAAGCAUCCCUGUAACAGUUUGAUUUUAAUGCUCUAUUUUAGUAUUACUUGAUGAAUUCCUUUUUUAUUAUCUCAUUUUGGGUCACUGUUAUCUUGGUGUAGCAUUUUGCUUCCCAAGUGGUCAUAUUUGAACUGUUUCAACAUGUUUUUUUUGUAAGAAAAAUAAAAAGGCACCAUUGGCUCAUCGGAUCACUCGUGUGGUGGAAAGACCUGAGCUACGAGUGCCAGAUGUAGCA